This is a messenger RNA of Monopterus albus (swamp eel), 1350 nucleotides long. RefSeq names its product RWD domain containing 4 (gene rwdd4). Gene Ontology annotation, molecular function: protein binding. The transcript is spliced from 8 exons. Lineage: Eukaryota; Metazoa; Chordata; Actinopteri; Synbranchiformes; Synbranchidae. The coding region runs from base 216 to 773 and encodes 185 amino acids. The record is from RefSeq and is a predicted model, not a curated record.
ACUGCGUUCACUUUGGUUCGUUACUGUAGGAUAGCAAAGUGCGCGUGCGUUCUCUAUCAUGGUGACGCUCGCAGUACCAGCUGUUGAAGUUUUGAAAUUAUAAAUAUAGUAAAGUUUAAAUGACAGAGAUGGGUUGGUAACUUUUAAGAAGGUGGUCAUUUUUAUAAGUUUAAAACUCUAAACAGAGAGUACAUCAUAGAGAAACAAGGAGAAUCAUGACAGCUAACGAGGAUCAAGAGAUGGAGCUGGAGGCACUUCGCUCCAUCUAUGAGGGCGACGAGUGUUUCAAGGAAAUCAGUCCAGGGUCCUUCCAGUUUAGGAUAGGAGACCUCGAGGACAGCAAAGCAUUCAUCCUGGAUGUGACAUGGCCAGAGAUGUACCCUGAGACAGCCCCACAAAUCUCCCUUGAUGCCUUUUUCAACAACAGGAUCUCUGCAGAGACAAAGCAGCUGAUCCUGUCAAAGCUGGAGGAGCAGGUGGAGGCUAACCUGGGGACUGCAAUGAUGUACACUCUAUUUGAGUGGGCCAAGGAAAACCAGGAGGCCCUCAUGGAGAACCAUAAGCCUACUGUGACUGCUGUAACAUUAACAAGCAGCAAUGAGGCGACUACCGGCUCAAUGGCCAAGAAGAAGGAGAAGAAGGAGCAGCUGACUAAAGCUCAGAAGAGGAGGAUCAUCAACAGAACAGACAACAAGGGGGAACUGCCCAGAGGUUGGAACUGGGUUGAUGUUAUCAAACAUUUGAGUAAAACAGGAGGAAAAGAUGAUGACUAAGCACGAGGGCAGUGAUCUGCUGCUACUAUAUAUAUGAAAUUGCAGUGAAGUCUGAAAUCACUGCAGCCUGUUGAUGCUGCUGCUCCCGUCUAGAUGCCUUCACAUCCGACCUCACCAACAUGUUACACUCACAGUGACCUCCUCCACCCUGAGAACUGAAGCAGGCUGGGUAACACUGGACUUCAGGAUACACACACAUUUUGAGCUGGGAUUUAUUAGAAGCCCUUGCUGUUUUGUGUUUGUGAAUGUCAGCCAUGUAGAGGAACAUGUGAUUAGGUGUUUCACCCAGAUAUUCAGGGUGGAGUGUGCUUGAGACACUUGCGGUCACUGCUGUGUUUUCAGUCUGAGAUUAGGACCAGCUGCCAGGCACUGGAGCCUUAAUGUUGGCUUGUGGUACUGCAGUAAGUGGAUGUGUCAAAGUGCCAAGCUGUCAAUCUGAGUUAUCAUGUGACUUUGUGAAAGUGGAGAAAUUUUUACCAACACAAAAAGGUUACACCUUUCACCAUUUUAUUUUUGGUAAUUGUUUCCUUUUCCAUAAGAUUUAAAAAUGUUUUUAUAUAAAUAAACCUAAACUUGG